UUUGGAGCUUUUCCAACGUCCUGGCUUUUUUUAGUGGACGCACUGUGUCCGAAUAUUUUCAUUUUCACCUCUCCCGCACUCACCCUCCACCUCCCGCUCCACCUCCGCCGUCGCCGUCGCCGUUUCCGCCGAGUCUCUUCCUCCGAAGCCGUGGCCACGAUUAGCGAAUCAUCCCUUUGGAUCUUCAUUGCCGGAAUUUCAACUGAUUGGUUUUCUUACUCUCACAGUUUCACUGUUCCUUCUCUUACCCGAGUGUUUCUCUUUUCCAUCUGAUUGUUCUUCCUCCAGCCGGCAUUCCUAUCGCCUGAAAUGGAUCGACGAAGUUGGCCCUGGAAGAAGAAAUCAUCUGAGAAAACAUCCGACAAGACGAAUACUACGUCAGAGUCGGCAGGAAGCCAGGGUGAUCAGGAUGGUUACAAAAAACCAAGUUAUGUACAAAUUUCUGUGGAGACUUAUUCACAGCUUACCGGUUUGGAGGAUCAAGUAAAAAUUCGCGAUGAACAAAUCCAGACACUGGAGGGUGAGAUCAAAGAUCUGAAUGAGAAACUAUCAGCGGCACAGUCCGAGAUGACUACUAAGGACAACCUAGUCAAACAGCAUGCUAAAGUCGCUGAAGAAGCUGUCUCAGGUUGGGAGAAAGCUGAAGCAGAAGCUCUUGCAUUAAAAAAUCAUCUAGAAACCGUGACACUGUCGAAGCUCACUGCUGAAGAUCGAGCGUCACAUUUGGAUGGUGCUCUGAAGGAAUGCAUGAGGCAGAUAAGAAGCCUGAAAGAAGAACAUGAACUUAAAUUGCAAGAAGUUAUUUUCACCAAGACCAAGCAGUGGGACAAAAUUAAACUUGAGUUUGAAUCGAAGAUGGCAGACUUAGACCAAGAACUUCUUAGGUCUGCUGCUGAGAAUGCUGCACUUUCAAGGUCAUUACAAGAACGUUCCAACAUGCUGAUUAAAAUAAGUGAAGAGAAGUCACAAGCUGAGGCCGACAUUGAGAUGUUGAAGGGCAAUAUUGAAUCAUGCGAAAGAGAAAUAAAUUCACUUAAAUAUGAACUACACAUAGUAUCUAAGGAGUUAGAAAUCCGCAAUGAAGAGAAGAAUAUGAGCAUGAGGUCUGCUGAAGCAGCUAACAAGCAACACAUGGAGGUUGUUAAGAAAAUAACUAAGAUGGAAGCAGAAUGUCAAAGAUUACGUGGACUUGUGCGGAAGAAAUUGCCUGGUCCUGCUGCACUGGCUCAAAUGAAACUAGAGGUUGAAAGUUUAGGCCGGGAAUAUGGAGACACCCGAGUAAGGAAGUCGCCUAGUAGGCCUCCAACUCCACAUAUAUUAUCUGUGUCUGAAUUUUCCCUUGAUAAUUCACAGAAAUUCCAAAAGGAGAAUGAGUUCCUUACAGAACGAUUGUUAGCCAUGGAGGAGGAAACUAAGAUGCUGAAAGAGGCUUUGGCAAAGCGUAACAGUGAAUUGCAGACUUCCAGAAGUUUGUGUGCCAAGACGGCUAGUAAACUUCAAAGUUUGGAGAUGCAGCUUCAAAAUGGUAAUCACCAAAGGAGCUCCCCAAAAUCUGUUGUUCAGUACACUGUUGAAGGAUUUUCAUGCCAAAGCACAACUCAUCCUCCCAGCUUGACCUCUAUGUCUGAAGAUGGAAAUGAGGAUGGCCAGAGUUGUGCAGAUUCUCUAUCCAUAGUGGCGACCUCUGACAUUUCCCAAUUUAGAGAGAUGAGAAGUGAGAAAUUAAGUAAAACUGAAAGUGGAAGUCACUUGGGGCUCAUGGAUGACUUUCUGGAAAUGGAGAAAUUGGCAUGUCUAUCGAAUGAGUCAAAUGGUGCCAUCCUUGCUUCAGAUGAUUCAAACAAUAAGGCCUCUGAAGUUGUACACCAGUAUUCGAAUGGUAUCCAGUCGGAACAUCAACUGGAUUCAAGUCCAUCUACAAAUGUUGCAUCUUCUACUGUUGAUUUGUCAUCAGAUUGUGCUGAUUCCGAUGGACUGCCUUUGAUGAAACUCCGAUCAAGAAUAUCUUUGAUUUUUGAGUCUAUUUCAAAGGAUGCAGAUACUGGCAAAAUUUUGGAGGAUAUUAAAUGCAUUGUGCAAGAUGCUCAUGAUGCACUUCAGCAACCUACUGUCAGUUUGAGCUGUGCUUCUAAAGAAGUGCAAUGCCCUGACCUGACAUGCGAUAGGCAAGCCAAUCCUGAUGAUGCUGGUUUAGGAGUAGAAAGAGAAAUUGCGUUAUCCCAGUCUGCUACACCCAAUCAGCCCAUGAGGCAAGACCUGGAAGCUGCCAUCUCUCAAGUUCAUGAAUUUGUGCUGCUCCUUGGGAAAGAAGCCUCGAGAGUUCAUGAUACAGUAUCUCCAGAUGGGCAUGGUCUGGGUCCAAGGAUUGAGGAAUUCUCUGCCACCUUCAAUAAAUUUGUGUAUGCGAACACAAGUUUGGUGGACUUUGUGAUUGUUCUUUCUCAUGUUCUCUCUGAAGCCAGUGAGCUUAGAUUUAGUUUCAUUGAAUGCAAGGAUACUGAUGGGGAUACUAAUAGUCCUGAUUGCAUAGACAAGGUAGCUUUACCAGAGCACAAGGUUGUCCAAAACGAUCCACUGGAAGAAAGAUAUACAAGCGGUUGUUCCCAUAUUUCUAGUCCAACUUCUGAUCUUGAAGUUCCUUGUGAUGGAAAUCUAGUCUCCAGCUAUGAAUCAAAUUCCAGAUUACCCAAACUCUCAGCAGAGGACAUUGAAGAGCUAAAAUUAGCCAAUGAGAACCUGUCAAAGGAUUUAGCAAGAUCUACAGAGGACCUUGAGGCAACAAAGCAUAAACUGCAGGAAACUGAGCAGCUGCUAGCCGAAUCUAGGUCACAGCUGGCAUUGGCUCAGAAAUCAAACAGCUUAUCAGAAACACAGCUGAAAUGUAUGGUAGAGUCUUACAGGUCACUUGAAGCACGUUCAGAAGAUUUGGAAACUGAGCUAAAUCUUUUGCGAGCAAAAUCUGAAGCAUUGGAUAAUGAACUUCAAGAUGAAAAGAGGAAUCAUCACGAAGCUUUGUCCAAGUGCAAGGAGCUUCAAGAACAACUACAGAGGAAUGAGGCUUGCGCUACUUGUUCUUCAGCAAUUAAUGAUGAUCCCCAGAAGAGCCAGGAGAUAGAGUUGACUGCGGCCGCAGAGAAGUUGGCAGAAUGUCAAGAAACGAUUUUUCUUCUUAGCAAGCAGCUGAAAUCUCUGCGCCCCCAACCGGACUUUGGUGGAUCUCCAUUCAGCGAGAGAAGUCAAAGAGGCGAAGAGUUUAACGAGGAUGAACCAUCUAAAAGUGGCACCAAUCUGGUGGACCUGGAUCAGUCUGAAUUGGAUACCGCCGCUUCUGCAAUGGCACCCAUAGUCGAUGCAGAAUCCCCUUGCAGUGUUUCUGACAGUGAAGGAGGAAGCUUCUUGAUGUCGCCUAGCAAUUCAAAACAUCCAAAGCACAGACCAACCAAGUCAAGCUCCUCUUCCUCCUCUUCCGCUCCAACUCCAGAGAAACAUGCUCGAGGAUUCAGUAGAUUCUUCUCCUCGAAAGGAAAGAACAGUCAUUAGGCAUCCAUGCUACUCUCUUGCAUGAUGAUAAUGCGAUUCUGUUAAAAUACUUCACUCAAUAAGAUAAAUAGAUAAAAAGAAAAAACCAAACAAACAUAGACAUCUAAGAUUUUAGAUGGGAAUCAGUUUUGGGAGGUCUAUGUCGUGAAAGUCAGCACAAAAAAUGAUGCUUACAAACGUAUCUUUUAACAUUUGUACAUUAUUAUCAUAUUCACAUCUGUUAAUUUUUCUUCUUUUCUUUUCCUUUCUUGAAGGCUUGGCUUUCCCUUGACAUUUGGACUGGACUUUGUGAACAAUUGGUGUGGCUUUUAUUUGA
This is a messenger RNA of Cucurbita moschata (crookneck pumpkin), 3856 nucleotides long. RefSeq names its product filament-like plant protein 4. The transcript has 6 exons. NCBI's taxonomy places the organism in Eukaryota, Viridiplantae, Streptophyta, Magnoliopsida, Cucurbitales, Cucurbitaceae. Bases 310 to 3540 code for a protein of 1076 amino acids. The record is from RefSeq and is a predicted model, not a curated record.